Molecule: messenger RNA, 966 nt
Organism: Cucurbitaria berberidis CBS 394.84
Lineage: Eukaryota; Fungi; Ascomycota; Dothideomycetes; Pleosporales; Cucurbitariaceae
Product: 6-phosphogluconate dehydrogenase C-terminal domain-like protein
Exons: 2
Coding region: 1-966 (321 amino acids)
Biological process (GO): L-valine catabolic process
Cellular component (GO): mitochondrion
Molecular function (GO): NAD binding; NADP binding; 3-hydroxyisobutyrate dehydrogenase activity
Source: RefSeq, a predicted model, not a curated record
AUGGCUGUGAACAUACGACAAAAUAUACCGAAGGAUUCAAUCCUAUAUAUUAAUGACAUCAAUUCCUCGGCAUGCGAGCGCUUCAAAGCCCAAUACAGCAACCAUGGACCUAUCGAAAUAGUGUCGACCGCGCGUGAAGCAGCAGAGAAUGCCAAAAUACUAAUCUCAAUAGUACCAGGCGCUAUAGACGUAAAGAAAGUUUACUUGGACGAGAACACUGGUGUCAUUGCGGCGAGGAAGGACGACGAGAGGUUGUUCUUAGAGUGUAGUACGAUCGACGUAGAGAGUACGAGAGAAGUAGGGAAGACGUUGUUGGAAAAGGGUAUGGGAACAUACAUCGACACGCCAGUAUCUGGCGGUGUCCCAGCCGCCGAACGGGGUGAUCUUAGCAUGCUCAUCGGCUAUCCUCCGCCAUCAGACUCAAACCCAACCUCCCGUCGCCUCCGGUAUGUUCUCGCUCUAAUUGGCACUCCGUCAAAGUUCUUCUACCUACACACCCUUGGCGCCGGCCUCACCGCUAAAAUCGCAAACAACUACCUUUCCGGCACCAUUCUCCUAGCGACAGCCGAAGCCCUCGCCAUGGGUGUUAAACACGGCCUGGAUCCUACGGCCCUGUACUCUGUCAUUAAGAAUAGCACAGGUCAGAGUUGGAUGUGCGAUCAUGUUCUGCCGAUUCCAAAUGUGCAGACGGAGUAUUGGGUGCCGAGCAACAGUGGGUACAAGCCCGGUUUCAAAACGCAAAUGAUGCUCAAGGACUUGGGCUUGGGGAUAGAAAGUGCGAAGCAGGUUGGUGUUGCCCCAACCAUGGCGGAGGCGGCCUUGGGUGUUUGGGAGAAUGCGAGCAGGGAUGAGAGAUGUCUAGAUAGGGAUGGAAGUAGUAUUUAUCUGCACGUUGGGGGUAUUUUGCCCGAGGGGUUCGAAGAUACUGGGAAGAAGAAGGAAGAUGGGACAUGGGAGUUUGCAUAG